This is a messenger RNA of Penaeus monodon (black tiger shrimp), 1809 nucleotides long. Its product is annotated as FUN14 domain-containing protein 1A-like. Bases 113 to 745 code for a protein of 210 amino acids. Lineage: Eukaryota; Metazoa; Arthropoda; Malacostraca; Decapoda; Penaeidae. The transcript is spliced from 5 exons. The record is from RefSeq and is a predicted model, not a curated record. Gene Ontology annotation, cellular component: mitochondrial outer membrane. Gene Ontology annotation, biological process: autophagy of mitochondrion.
UGCCAGUCUGUGUUUGGACUUCAUCGAGUAAACAUCUCAGCGGACGACCUGGGCGGCCACGACAGACGGACGACCUGUGACGCAGUAAUCCCACCUUAGUGUAAGCUGUGCUAUGGGAGGAGCGACUCAGGCCAAGCCCCUAAACCCCGCCGAGGAAGAGUUCGAGGUUCUUGACGUAAGAGGCACUGCUCGCUCCAAGAUGUCGUGGAUCCAGCAGUUUGUGCAGGACUUGACCAGGGAACCGGUGACCAAGCAAGUGGUUGUGGGCGGUGUGUCAGGAUGGGUUGUUGGGUACCUGUCCAUGAAAGUAGGGAAGGUGGCGGCAACUGUUGUAGGAGGAAGCAUGAUCAUUAUGCAGCUGGCAGCUCACAAAGGAUACAUUAAAGUAGACUGGAACCGCCUAAACAAAGACCUUGAGAAGAAUGCCAAGAAACUGAAACGCGAAGUGGAAUCCAAUGUGAACGGCAGUGCAGCAGAUCAGAGCACACUGAAAGACACAGCACGUCGGCUAGACAGAAAGCUUGAAAAGGCAGCCGACAAGUUAGAUCGCAAACUUGCACAAGCAGAACAAAAGGCUGACUGGUGGUUUAGCAAGAAAUUUGACUCUGCAAGAAAAAUGUACCGGAAGCACGUGCUGGGGGACUCGAGCAACAUUACCGUAGAUGAACUUUAUAUGCUCAACAUGUAUAUUAUGGCAUUUUCUGUAGGAACAAUGCUUGGUGUAGGAACGGGCAAGGUGAUAUGAACUUAUUAGACAGGAAAGCAUUGGAUCAUUAUUUUCCACAUAGCUGUGUGAUUUACAAAGGCCUAUGUAUUGCUACGUUUAUUGUGAGUAGCAAGGUCUAACAUACAGUCAUUAAGUAUUUCUAUUUCUCCCAUGCAUGGUACAUUUUUUUUGUUAUUUUUUAAUGUUAUAAGUCAGUGUAAGACAUGCAGUGCAAGGAAGGUGUGUGUAUAUAUAUAUUUUUUAAUGCAAUGUCUUCUUGAUGAUGGAAGAAGAAAGUGGUAGGGACAUGAUAAGUCUUCACUUCAAUAUCAUAAUUUUUUUCCCAAGUUCCCUCUAAGUUGCUGAGAUGGAUUUAUUUGUCAAGCUUUAAGGACCAUCUCCUCAGGAGAAAAAAAAAAAUUAUCUCUUCCAGAGCACUUUAGCAUCUACCUUCUGUCACUUAGCAUACAACUGUUUGUGUAUAUAUUCAAACUGUAUACUCUAUACUGUAUACCCUAUACUGUAUAACUGUAAAGGCAUGGGUUAUUAAUUUAAAAUCCAGCUAUGAUCACAGAUUACUUAGUCAACUUUAGGUCCUGGUGCAGUUCUUUAGUUUGCUGAUGUAGGUUUUCUGUUGCAUAAGAGAGAUAGCUAUGGUCAUUCCUUCUUAUUUGAGUCUACCUUCUAGUGAUUCCAACUGAAGUUUUCAAGAGUGUAUCAACAAUCCAGUGAUCUGCUCUAAAUGCAUUCUAGUCGAUUGUAUUACAUUUUAUAAUGAAGUAGUAUUAACGAAAGAGUAUUUAAUUUUCCACUGUUGGAUUGUGUUUAUUAAUCCAUUCCCAGCCUCUGUGAUUGUUUACAUUGUUAUCCUGUGUGUAUCAAUUUUCAGAUAUUCCGACAAAAAAUAUCCUGGUUUCAUUGUUAUGUAACACAACAUAGAAAAAAAAAAUCUCUGAAACAGUUAUGUAAAAUAGUACAUAUGACCUGUACUGUUGUGACAGGUGAACGAUGCGUUGUGGUCGCAAUGAGUCAUUAGUGUCAGGCUUGUGAUUAGGUAAGAUGUCACAAUAAAAAAAAGGAAAAUAAAAAGUUUAACUGAAAAA